CAAAUUGGCUACGAUUGAUGAGAAAGGCGGCUAUGUUAAGCUUAAUUUUAUAGAGGGGGAAGUGAAAGAAGGAGCGGAAAGUUGGGGUGUGAGAAUAAUUCUUUUCUUGAGAUGGCAACACUGUUGUGAGAGAUUGUGAAUUCUGUUUCUUCGCAAAGAGUGAAGAGUAUAAGAACCAGAAGUUGAAGUUGUCCUUUUCCCAUUUUUGAGCUCUUUUCUCAACUCCAAUCCAUUUCUUCCGAAGUUCCAUCUCCAAUUUCAUGAACUUCAAGCCUUCAGGAGCUUUGGAUUUUUGCUGUAAUGAAAGGGGAAUUUUAAGAUGCUGAUGAUGGUUUGUAGAGUUCAUCUCCAGCUGGGAUUGUUUAGAGGGGUUUGAUAUCCUCAAUAGGUGGUGGUUAGGUAAUCAAUUUGUUCAGUUUUCUUGGAGCAAUGAAGGUGUUUUGGAUUAGGAGUGGCCAUUGGGUCAGAACCAUAGCUUUGAUCUUUGCAUUGUUCUUUGAGAUAUGGAUGCCUUUGGGAGUGAUUGGUAUUGGUGUCUCUCAAAACACAAACGUUUCUUCUUUGAAUCCGAGGGUGUUGAAAGUUGGAGUUCUGUUCACUCUUGAUUCAGUCAUUGGAAGGUCGGCACAGCCUGCGAUUUUAGCUGCCGUGGACGAUGUCAAUGCCGAUAACAGUGUUCUUCCUGGAACAAAGCUGAAGUUGAUCUUACACGACACGAACUGCAGUGGAUUUCUUGGAACAGUGGAAGCCAUGCAGAUGAUGGAAGAUGAAGUAGUUGCUGCUAUUGGGCCACAAUCUUCAGGCAUUGCUCAUGUCAUUUCCCAUGUUAUUAAUGAACUCCAUAUACCUCUUCUAUCAUUUGGAGCUACUGAUCCCACUUUAUCUGCACUGCAAUACCCGUAUUUCGUUCGGACGACUCAGAGUGAUCACUUCCAGAUGAACGCCAUUGCUGAUAUGGUAGAUUAUUUUGGAUGGAGAGAGGUCAUUGCCAUCUUUGUAGAUGAUGAUAAUGGCAGGAGCGGGAUAUCGGCAUUGAGUGACGCCUUGGCAAAGAAACGAGCCAGGAUCUCUUAUAAGGCUGCUUUCUCUCCUGGAUCCCCCAAUAGCGUAAUAAGUGAAUUGUUGGUUUCGAUAAACCUGAUGGAAUCUCGGGUGUAUAUCGUACAUGUCAAUCCCGACACUGGUUUAUCAGUAUUUUCAUUAGCUAAGAAACUUCAGAUGAUGAGCAGUGGCUAUGUCUGGAUUGCAACAGAUUGGCUUCCUUCUUUUCUUGAUUCUUUUGAAACAAAUAUUCCUGAUAUCAUGAAUCAGUUACAGGGCGUUGUAGCUCUUCGUCACCACACCCCGGACAGCGAUCUGAAGAAAAUUUUUGUCUCUAAAUGGAAAGGACUAAAGUAUAAGAAGAGUUCAAGCUUCAACUCUUAUGCACUCUACGCAUACGACUCUGUUUGGUUAGCAGCCCGUGCUCUCGACACGUUUCUUAAAGAAGGUGGACAUAUAUACUUUUCUACUGACCCCAAGCUACGUGAAAACAAUGGAAGCAUACUGCACUUAAAAUCACUUCGAGUUUUUAAUGGCGGCGAACAACUCUUACAGACAAUCAAGAGAACGAACUUCACCGGUGUAAGUGGACGAAUUCAGUUUGGUGAUGACAGAAAUUUGAUUCAUCCAGCUUAUGAUAUCCUUAACAUUGGGGGUACUGGUAUACGUAGAAUCGGUUACUGGUCGAAUUAUUCGGGUUUAUCAACUAUUGCACCAGAGAAUCUGUAUACAAAGCCUCUUAAUGCUUCCCGAAAUAACCAUCUAUACAGUGUAAUAUGGCCGGGUGAAGUAACGAGCGUUCCUCGAGGAUGGGUGUUCCCGCAUAACGGGAAACCAUUGCAAAUUGUAGUACCUAACCGUGUGAGCUACAAAGCAUUUGUAUCUAAAGACAAGAACCCUCCAGGGGUUAAAGGGUAUUGUAUAGAUGUCUUUGAAGCUGCCUUAAACUUGUUGCCUUAUCCAGUUCCUCGCACAUAUAUAUUAUAUGGAGAUGGAAAAGACACUCCUGAGUACAGCAAUCUUGUAUAUGAAGUUUCACAGAAUAAAUAUGAUGCAGCUGUUGGAGAUAUUACGAUUGUAACAAAUAGGACGAAGAUUGUGGACUUCACACAGCCAUUUAUGGAGUCGGGACUCGUUGUCGUUACUGUCGUCAACGAGGAGAAAUCCAGUCCGUGGGCUUUCCUCAGGCCGUUUACUGUUCAAAUGUGGGCUGUCACUGCCAUAUUCUUCAUUUUUGUUGGAGCUGUUGUCUGGAUUCUUGAGCACCGGACCAAUGAAGAAUUCCGUGGUCCGCCAAGGCAACAACUCAUUACAAUCUUCUGGUUUAGUUUCUCGACAAUGUUCUUUUCUCACAAGGAAAACACCGUAAGCACCCUCGGACGGCUGGUGCUGAUAAUAUGGCUCUUCGUCGUGUUAAUUAUCAAUUCGAGCUACACAGCUAGUUUGACGUCGAUCUUAACGGUGCAGCAGCUAACAUCAAAGAUCGAAGGGAUUGAUAGCUUAAUCUCUGGCACAGAUGCCAUUGGAGUGCAAGAAGGGUCAUUUGCAUUGAAUUAUCUAAUUAAUGAGCUGAGUAUAGCAGCUUCUAGGAUCAUUAAACUGAAAAAUCAGGAGGAAUAUGCCGAUGCUCUUCGGCGUGGACCAGGGAAUGGCGGGGUAGCUGCCAUCGUUGAUGAGCUUCCUUACGUCGAGCUUUUCUUGGCCGGGACGAACUGCAUAUUCAGGACAGUUGGACAGGAGUUCACCAAAAGUGGAUGGGGAUUUGCAUUCCAAAGAGACUCUCCUCUUGCAGUUGAUUUAUCAACAGCCAUUCUUCAACUCUCGGAGAACGGCGAUCUUCAAAAGAUCCACGACAAAUGGCUGUCACGAACCGAGUGUUCAAUGAGCUUGAACCAAGUNGACGUAAACCAACUAUCACUAAGUAGCUUUUGGGGAUUGUUCCUAAUUUGUGGUAUUGCCUGCUUUAUUGCUCUUUCCAUAUUCUUCUUUCGAGUACUAUUCCAAUACCGAAGAUUUACCCCCGAAACCCAGCCUGAAGUCGAGGAUAUCGAACCUGUCAGGACGAGACGCCUUAGUCGUACUACCAGCUUCAUGCACUUUGUAGAUAAAAAAGAAGCAGAAAUCAAAGGCAAGCUUAAAAGAAAAGUCAGUGAGAACAAACAAGCUAGCCAGAGCUCAGAGGCCCACCUUGAUUCACCACCUUGAUAUAUAUAUAUAUAUAUAUAUAUAGUAUUUGAGAAUG
Messenger RNA from Cucurbita maxima (winter squash), 3283 nucleotides. Its product is annotated as glutamate receptor 3.4-like. The record is from RefSeq and is a predicted model, not a curated record. Lineage: Eukaryota; Viridiplantae; Streptophyta; Magnoliopsida; Cucurbitales; Cucurbitaceae. Gene Ontology annotation, molecular function: glutamate-gated receptor activity. Gene Ontology annotation, cellular component: plasma membrane. The transcript has 8 exons. Bases 430 to 3246 code for a protein of 938 amino acids.